CUGAAAGGCAAACAAUAUCUUUUAUCUUCUCUACAAUAUUCAUCUUCUACCAUUUUCUAACACAAAUAUCUCUGUUCCCAUAACACACACAUAAACACAAACACCCAAGAAAUGGAUGAUUCCGAAGAAGCUCUAAAUCAAAAUCCCGACCCGAUUCGGCCCGAAAAUUUCCUAGUAAUUAGAGAAAACUAUUUUGUUCAUGAGGAAUCCCCUGUUUUUCCCCCGAUUCACCAUGAAGAUUUGCCAGUUGGAAGUGUUUCGAUAGCCUCCGACCAAUCGGAAUCAUCGGAAUUAUCGGAAUCAUCAUCGGCUCCAACGACUUCGGAUUUGCGAUGGAGAGCCGUUGUGGGAGAAGCUAUUUUGAGGAGUUGUGAGAUGUUUAAAGCGAAGGUGGUUUCUGGAAUUGUUGGAUUUGGAUCUUACGCUGUGAGACUAUGCUCUGUUUUUCCGGUUACUGCAAUGGCGGCUGUGUUGGUGAUUUUGGUGUUUUUGUUGAAGAUGAAGAUGAAGCUGCGGCUGCCAUGGCGUCCACGAUCUGUCGCUGUGAGUAGGGAUAACGAAGACCGUUUGGUUCUUCUUCUUCAACACAAGGAUGAGAAAAUCAGUCAACUCUUACUUCAAAUUGCUGAAAUGAAUGAAACACUAUCAGCUCGUCGAAAGGUUCCUGUUGUCAGAAUUAAAUGACAAAAACAAGCCUUAAAAUCGUUCAAUUAUUCCUUGGGGGAGUUGGUCAAUUUUGAUGGCAUUGAGUUUAGAAUAUGCUCUUUCAAAAGGAAAGUAUAUAUAUAUAUAUAUAUUAUUGAAACUUGUAAUAGCAUUUGUACAUUUACUUUUCUUUCAUGUUAAAUCUAUAACAUCCAUGUACCUUACAUUAUUUAUAGCUUAUAAGAACAAUAUACCUAUACCUAAAAGAGUUUUGAACUUAAGGUGUAAAAUAGAUUUAAUUAUGCUAAAUGUUUGUUGAUGAGAGUGUUAAUGUAAAUUUCCUUAUUUUGCUA
This is a messenger RNA of Benincasa hispida (wax gourd), 998 nucleotides long. RefSeq lists its product as uncharacterized. The record is from RefSeq and is a predicted model, not a curated record. Lineage: Eukaryota; Viridiplantae; Streptophyta; Magnoliopsida; Cucurbitales; Cucurbitaceae.